Molecule: messenger RNA, 945 nt
Organism: Cordyceps militaris CM01
Lineage: Eukaryota; Fungi; Ascomycota; Sordariomycetes; Hypocreales; Cordycipitaceae
Product: N-acetyltransferase family protein, putative
Exons: 3
Coding region: 1-945 (314 amino acids)
Molecular function (GO): acetyltransferase activity
Source: RefSeq, a predicted model, not a curated record
AUGUCCCUCACAGAAGAGCAGCUCGACCGGGCCCUCUCCCACAUCGAGUAUCCCCGGUCCCAGCAUGCCGCCGACCCCUUGCGGCGCCUGCAGCAGCUGAUGCUGCACCAUGUCGCCCGCGUGCCCUUUGAGAACGUCGGUCUGCACUACAACCCGACGCACCGACUAUCGCUGGCCCUCGACGACCUGUUUGACAAGAUUGUCGUCCGCAGCAAGGGCGGCUACUGCCUCGAGCUCAACGCCCUCUUUGCCGCCAUCCUGCGCGGGCUCGGGUACACGGUGCUCACCGUCGGCGGCCGCGCUGGUGCGUCUGACUUCCUUCUCUCCCGCCGUCUGUCGUCCCGUACCAACACAUUCCCCCUUUCCCGGGGGGGCUCCAAGGUCCCACAUGUGCCUGCUCGUCACGAUAGACGGCGCGCGCCGUUCCCGCUCAUCUCCGGCACCGAGUUCACCGUGCUGGCGCCGCGCCGCGGCCGCCUCGAGUACCGCAGCAUCGACCUGCACACGGACCCGACGCAGCGUCUGUGGGUGUACUCGACGCGCGACAGCCUCGACGACGACGCCGCGCCGUGGGUCGAGCAGUACUGCUUCGUCGAGCUCGAGCACUUUGCCGCCGACUACCACCAGAUGAACUACUACACCAGCACCAACCCGCAGAGCUUCUUCAUGCCGCACCUGCUCGCCGUCCGCGCACUCGUCGCGCCCGACCCCGCGACCCCGGGCGACGUGCGCCUGGCCGGCAUGCUGACCUACUGGCGGGACGAGGUCCGCCGCAGGAGCGAGGGCAGCAUGGAGAGGCGCGUCGUGGACACCGCCACGACCGAGGCGGAAAGGAUCGCGGCGCUGGAGAAGUGGUUCGGGAUCCCACUGACCGAGGCCGAUCGUGAAAGCAUCUUUUCUACCGGGUUGGCGCUUGACCGCGGCCCAGAGCAGCCGAUACAGUAG